This is a messenger RNA of Amoebophrya sp. A25, 2982 nucleotides long. Lineage: Eukaryota; Dinophyceae; Syndiniales; Amoebophryaceae. The record is from the annotation of a GenBank genome assembly.
CUUUAGACUUUUGAAGUGUAAAAGCUGUUUUCAGCUUGAAUAGUGGCGAUCACGUGAGUGCUGUUGUGCUUCGGCUACAUCAUAUGAAAUUUGAAAGACAUCAUCUCGUUUGCGUAAGUUGUACCUGCAUCAGUCAAGAAUAAAACCAUGACUCCUGCCACAUUGCUCGGACCUAGAAGAAUAAAAUGCCGCCAGUCCUCUUCGGCACUACGUUCUCUCUACCGAUUCUACUUGCUUGGAAGUGUCAACCUUCUGUCCGCAGCGGCUGCAAACUUCGGCACGACCCUAGUGUCGGACGCCACUGGGUACCUGAACGAACGGGAAAUCGGCUUACUUGGUCGAGUCAAUCGAAAACUUCGUGAUCGUCUCUCGGAUGCCACUACAGCAGCAAGAAGCCCGGCUAUGGGUCUAGGACAGCUACAGAGCCAGAAAAGUGGUCCUUAUGCAUUCGAGCUUGGAUCUCCACUCCUAGGUUGGGCUGAACGCGGUCAGGACUCUCCAAGCAGCAGUGCUCUUGGGUCUUCCCAAAACAGUGGUCUUGGGCAGGCAGUAUCGUCGACGAAGCCGCCAGCACGAGUGACAAGUGGAGGAAAAGAAGAAAAGGGACAAGAACUACAGCCAGAUACAAGGUUGAACUCAAGCCUAACGGGAAGGAAAAGACUGGUUUCGUUUUUCUCGUCAGCAGGAGACAGAGAAAGAGUGGGGUGUUUCGCGCCGUUCUGUGGUAAAAAACCAAUACUGCCUGCUUCGGUGGAUUCGCUAGAAGACGCUACUGUGCCCUCGACUGAAGAACACGCGAGUUCAUCGACCAGCCCAGCAGUGUCAAAAGUAGGAGCUUUUCCAUGCGGGUCGCCAUUUUAUGGGCCUCACCAUAGUUUUGUCUAUAACUACCAAAAUCCUAAUAUAAACGUGGCCACUAUAGUUCUUCUAUAGACAUUUGGGCUUAAUUGAUUCUUUUAAAUUUUUUGUUUCCUAGAUAGGCGUGCUCCACCGAUCUAUAAGUACCAAAAAAGUAAUUAUCUAGUUACAGCUUACACAGUCAGCGUCGAAUAAAAACUCACACGCUAAUUCCCGAACCGGAUGGAAGAAAGGCAGUGUAUAUUGAAAUCGGCGACACAUCUUCCCAUAGUCGACGCGCUACACGAACUGCAGACAUUGCGGCACUACCUUCUACACCAAAAAGACUCGAGACAGAAAGACUUGAAAGGCAUGUUCCGGAGUUCCAGUUUGCUGCAUUAUCGUGCAUCGUCCAGGACAUCUUCUGGUUCCUCUUCUUCCUCUCCAAGGACUGCACCGCCAGUUCAUCAAGAUCUCACAGCACUUGACUCAGCAUCUAGUGCGAUGGGCGACAUGAAAAGCUACCUCUACUGCGACGAUGUAGCUUUGCAUGACCAGACGCCUUGGAGAGAGUUCUUAUCCUUUCUUGACAUAGAGGAUUACGUGCUACGAGGCGGCAACCUUACACCGCCAGCACCACAACCGAUGCGAAGGGCACAGCCCAGUGUAGAUCCUGUGGCAAGUGCAGCUGCACGGGAGCAGGAGAUAGAAAGGCAACUGAGGCGAAGUGUUUUGUGGUUGGACUUGACGAGCAGUCAGAAGGCCGUUGGUGCUACAUGCAGGGAGGAAGAUGAAGGGAGUCGUUUGUGUGAUGGUGGUCUUGAUGUUGAUGCCGAGCAAGGCGACCCUGGUUGGGACGCAUUCCAGGGUUUCCUACGUGCAAUGCUUGUCGACGAGACGAUUAGAUCAGUCAGGCGGGCAGAUCCAGCAACUGAUGGACAUAUCUUUCCGGCUUCAAUUCUGAGUGUGGCUGAGGAUGGUGGUGGUCAACGUCGUGGUAGAGAGGAUUAUAGAGGUGAACCACGUUUCGCUGACUUCGUUGUGGAGCAUCAGGGAGAGCGGGAUGAUGCAGUCCUAGUGCAACAAGAACAACAACGCACCGACGAUCACAGUCCAGAGGUGCUCAUCAAGACCUCUCCGCCCAAAGCGUUACAACGCACCGACCAUCACAGUCCAGACGAGGCGCUCAUCAAGACCUCUGCGCCCGAAGCCCCUGUUUUACCGAAUUGCCUACGUCGACCGAUGCCGCCUCUGAAACUCGUGGUUUCUCUAGAUACUGGUGCCAGCUUCGGUCUUUUUUUCGAGUUCGUGGAGUCGUUGCAGAUCUUUCGUGCAGUGUUUCUAGGCAUUCCAGUCGCAGACCACGACUUGUUAUGGUCAGUUUUAUUUAGUCAUCUCUCUCAGCAUCUUGAACUUGGUACCCUUUCCCAAUAGAAUCAAUACGUGCUUAGAUCAGGAGAUCGAAAUGAUGUUCAUGACUCUCUUCUAAGUCUGGACGAUCCAGAAGAGUCCUGUAGACGAACGAAUCGUAAGAACGAGCUGCUAAGACGUCUCCGACGUGCAAUCAAGCACCCGGAAGAAUUAGACCGUCAGAUGGCCUGCAACUUCGCAGCACUAUGCGAUCCUGUGGGCUUGUUGGGGGAGGUCGUGCGGAGAGGGUGAAUGAAACAUGCAGAUGUUCAGUGGUGCAUGCGGAGAGGGUGAAUGAAACAUGCAGAUGUCCACUACGAUACUGUGCUUGUGCACUGUAAGGAGUAGGGUGGGGUCUUGCUCUUGAAUUAAUCUUAUGCCUAACUUAGGACACCGACACGUUUCGAACUACAUGCGUUUGCAGUCUGUCAUAUCAGUCCCUCCGGCCAGCAUAUUUGAAUUAACCUUAGCAAUGCUAUCCUCCUAUCCAUUUUUCACUGAUAGGAAUUCACCCCAAGUCUAUCAUAGGCUUUUGCAAUCGUAUUCCUAUCCUGCAUAUGCAAUCAACAUAUGAUGAAGAAUCAUUUCAACAAUUUACUCUAAAUGCAUUUAUUUGAUGGCAUUUUUCUGCUUGUCUGCCUGAAAUACAAAGACCCAUUCUACAUAUGACAUCAUCUGCAUCGCCGCAUUUUUUUAGACUCAACCUUGUAACGCAUAUACUUUUUCCUAAGACCA